Molecule: messenger RNA, 1730 nt
Organism: Asparagus officinalis (garden asparagus)
Lineage: Eukaryota; Viridiplantae; Streptophyta; Magnoliopsida; Asparagales; Asparagaceae
Product: ubiquitin carboxyl-terminal hydrolase 3
Exons: 6
Coding region: 276-1376 (366 amino acids)
Biological process (GO): protein deubiquitination
Cellular component (GO): nucleus; cytosol
Molecular function (GO): cysteine-type endopeptidase activity; cysteine-type deubiquitinase activity
Source: RefSeq, a predicted model, not a curated record
GAGUCAAACACAAAGACGUCUCUUUUAAUAAUUUUACGGCGCUCUCUUUUCUCACCGCCGAUCGCCUCUCUCGUCUCUCUCGACGAGCCUCGAAAAAAAAACCCCCUUGAAUCAAAUCUCUUGAUUCAAUUGCUCCUUCUAGACCCAUAAAAUGAGCGAUCUCACGUCGAUUUGUGGUUGACUGGCCUCGAUCGCCCGUGGUGGAGCGACGAUCGGGAUUAGGGUUAGGGUUAGGGUUAGGGUUUCCAUUUGUGGGAAAGUUGGUUGGUUUUUUGAUGGGAGCUGCUGGUUCCAAGUUGGAGAAGGCCCUAGGGGAUCAGUUUCCUGAAGGGGAGAGGUACUUUGGUCUCGAGAAUUUCGGCAAUACUUGCUACUGUAACAGCGUGCUUCAAGCACUUUAUUUCUGUGUCCCUUUUAGAGAGCAGCUACUGGAGUACUAUGCAAAUAACAAGAAUCAGGGUGAUCCAGAGGAAAACCUCUUGACUUGCUUGGCAGACCUAUUUACUCAGAUCAGCUCGCAGAAAAAAAAGACUGGUGUUAUUGCUCCCAAGCGUUUUGUGCAAAGAGUGAAGAAAGAGAAUGAACUUUUUCGCAGUUACAUGCACCAGGAUGCUCAUGAAUUCUUGAAUUUCUUAUUAAAUGAGCUCGUUGACAUUCUGGAGAAAGAGUCUAAUGCUACAAAGGUCUCCUCUGAAACUUCACCAUCCAAAAAGAUUGCAAAUGGGCCAUGCCAUCCUCAAGCUAAUGGUAUUAGAAAAGAGCCCCUUGUUACGUGGGUCCACAAAAGUUUUCAGGGGAUAUUGACCAAUGAAACAAAGUGCUUGAGAUGUGAAACAGUCACUGCAAGGGAUGAGACAUUUUUUGACUUGAGCCUUGAUAUUGAGCAGAACAGUUCAAUUACAAGCUGUCUCAAAAACUUCAGUUCAACAGAGACUUUGAAUGCAGAGGAUAAGUUCUUCUGCGACAAAUGCUGCAGUUUGCAGGAAGCACAAAAGAGAAUGAAGAUAAAGAAGCCCCCAAGCAUCCUUGUGAUCCACCUCAAGCGCUUCAAAUACAUAGAGCAGCUCGGCCGAUACAAGAAACUCUCAUACCGUGUUGUUUUCCCUCUCGAGCUGAAGCUGAGCAGUACUGUCAACAACUCCGACUUGGAAUACUCUCUCUUUGCUGUUGUUGUUCAUGUUGGCAGCGGGCCGAACCAUGGCCACUAUGUUAGCCUCGUCAAGAGUCAUAACCACUGGCUCUUCUUUGACGAUGAGAGUGUCGAGAUGAUUGAUGAAUCGACAGUUCAAACCUUUUUUGGAUCAGCUCAGGAGUAUUCUAGCAAUACUGAUCAUGGGUAUAUCCUUUUCUAUGAAAGUGUUGGUGGAAAGAGUUGAGAUAGCUCGACUCUUUCUUCAUGAAGAGAAACGAGGGGUUAAGAAUUGAGGUGGAUGGCAUUGUAUAGGUUAAGGAACUGCCUUGCUUCAAGGCUACAAAGUUCUUAUAUGGGCUGCCAAGGUUACAAGAGGGAACAAAAGUAUAUUGCUCGCAUUCUUCUUGUGUUCUAUACUUCUAGAGGGUUCAAUAAUUUUACUGGAAUAUGGAGUUUGUUGUUCACGGGCAGGAAUUUUACUCCAGUGACAUUUUUGUUGGUUACUUUUUCCCCCCCGCAUGUAUCUUUUACUUGUGCUACCUUAUGACAUAUUUGUGUUUAUAUCUAUCUGAAAUUGAGUAGGCGAGGAUUUAUACUA